UCUUCGGUUUGAAUCUUCAGACAGAAAACAUCAUGCCCGAGCCAGCAAAGCCCGCCCCGAAGAAGGGAUCCAAGAAAGCCGCGACCAAGUCCACCGCUAAAGGAGGCAAGAAACGCAGAAAGACCAGGAAGGAAAGCUAUGCCAUCUACGUGUAUAAGGUCCUGAAGCAGGUCCAUCCCGACACCGGCAUCUCCUCCAAGGCCAUGGGCAUCAUGAACUCCUUCGUGAACGACAUCUUCGAGCGCAUCGCUGGAGAGUCUUGCCGUUUGGCUCACUACAACAAGCGUUCCACCAUCACCUCCAGGGAGAUUCAGACUGCAGUGCGUCUUCUUUUGCCCGGUGAGCUUGCCAAGCACGCCGUGUCUGAGGGAACCAAGGCCGUAACCAAAUACACCAGCUCCAAGUAAAUUGUUUAUAUAACGCUCUGAAAUCCCAACGGUUCUUUUAAGAGCCACCCACAUUUCCUUUUAAAAGCAAAUCCAAAGUUUAAUUUUCGUACACGUCACAAGGAGUGGCUACUGGAUAAGGUCACUUAGCUUUACAACGAGUGAGUUUGUAAUUAUUGAAACUCACUGAGUCUCGACGAUGCACACAAGUAAUGCCACAACUAUGCAUCUGAUGGUAAUCAAUCCGGCGUACUACUUAUGUGAGAAUUGUUUCUGUCCUGACAUCCACACCAAGAGAAACAUUAGCGUCCUCAACCAGGAAAGCAUCGCUAGCCUCUUGAACAGCCAUGACGGCAGGGCUAUAGAGGCGCUAAAUGGUUACGGUCCCUUACAACUUGUAUGACUUACGACUGGGACUCAGUUGUAAAAUGGAUAACACGCUUGUUAAGAGUUGAGUGAGUGUCUUAAAACAGCCGGUUUAAAAAAAAAAAUGUAAUCAAUUUAAGCACGCUCCCCUAUUCAAACUCCUCCCCUCAGGUAGGCGCUAGAGAUCUCUGUUCGUCAAAACCUUCAGACACAAAAACAGUUUCCUCCCCGUCGCCGUCUCACUGCUGAACAGCUAACCCACUGUGGCACUGCAAUAACCCUGGAUCAUUAUAAUAACCACUGUACAAUUACUCCCGCAAUCAUAUUUAUGUAUUUCACCCUUACUGUAUAACAGUCAUACUCAUACUGUCUAAUAUUUAUCCCUGCACUUCU
Molecule: messenger RNA, 1145 nt
Organism: Clupea harengus (Atlantic herring)
Lineage: Eukaryota; Metazoa; Chordata; Actinopteri; Clupeiformes; Clupeidae
Product: histone H2B 1/2-like
Cellular component (GO): nucleosome
Molecular function (GO): protein heterodimerization activity; DNA binding; structural constituent of chromatin
Source: RefSeq, a predicted model, not a curated record